GUAAGUAAGAAAGCUUUGUUUUUUUUGUUUUGUCCCACAUCGAACCAUCUGCUAAAGCCGUAAGAAAAAAAAAGCAUAGGACCAUCUCCCAAUUCUAAUUGAGUUUGUGUACCCACAUCGAACCAUCUGUGUUGUGUUCUCUACUCUUCUUCUUCUUCUAUCGGAAAAGGGCUUCUGAUCCUUUAAUUCGGAAAUAAAUAUCUCUAAUUUCUUCACUCGAUUUCGCAAGGAUCAAGUUAGUCUACAGUCUCUGUGCUGAUUUCUUUUAAUAUUCGUUGAUUUUUUUUUUUUUUUUGUUUUGUUUAGGCAGUUGAUGGAGAAGCUGAAGGAGGCUUUGAGUUUUAUCUGCUCAUAUAGUUUCUGGAGGAUGGCUUUGUUUUGGAACAUUGCCCUCCUUUUUUCUUACUUUCAAUUGCGUAAAAAUAGUCUCUUUGGCUCUAAAUCAAGUUCCUCUUCUUCUUGCUCUACUCAUUCAUUCACUACUAAUUCACACAGCCCUGUUUGUGUUAUCACUGGUGCUACUUCGGGCCUUGGUAAGGCCACUGCGUUUAAGCUUUCCAAGAAAGGUUUCUACGUUGUUCUUGUUGGACGGUCCUCCCACUUGUUAUCAAAGACCUUGAGUGAAAUUAAGAUGGAGAAUGAAGAUGCACAACUCAAAGCUUUUGAAGUUGACUUGUCGUCUUUUCAAUCAGUUUUGAAGUUUAGGAACUCUCUAGAGCAAUGGCUUUUAGAAGCUGAUUUACAUUCUUCGGUACAACUCUUGGUGAACAAUGCUGGGAUACUAGCAGCAUCGAGCCGGCCAACCGUUGAAGGCUUUGACAGGAUGAUUGCUACAAAUUAUGUCGGCGCUUUCUCUUUGACCAAACUUCUCUUACCGCUCCUGAGAAACAGCCCUGUGCCUUCACGAGUUGUGAAUGUUACAUCUUUUACACAUCGUGCUGUUUUUGCUGGAAGGUUUGACAUGGAUUCUGUUACUGGAGUAAACUUUUCGAAAUCAAAGCAGUAUCCUUGUGCUACGAUCUAUGAGUAUUCUAAAUUUUGCCUUCUACUCUUCUCGUAUGAGCUGCAUAGACAGCUUCACCUCAUGGAUGAUUCUCAUCACAUCUCUGUUGUAGCGGUGGAUCCAGGAGCAGUAAAAACAAACAUAAUGCAUGAGCUUCCUUCAUACAUACAAGUCAUAGCGUUUUGGGGCCUCAAGAUUCUUAGACUCAUGCAGUCCUCAGAGGAUGCAGCUGAAUCUGUCAUUGAUGCUGCUUUAGCUCCACCUGAAAUAUCAGGCAAAUAUUUCUUUGGAGGAAACGGCAGGACCAUUGAAUCUUCAUUGCUUUCCCGUGAUCCGAAACUGGCUAAGGAACUCUGGGACACAUCAUGUCUUAUAUUCAACGAAUUGCAACAAACUUAUACUGGAUAAUCAAAAUCAUCUAUACAUUUGUCUAAGUUUUCGCUAAUGACGUAAUCCUAGGAUCCAAACUUCAAAUUCUAGUUCAAAAGAUUUUUUGUCAAUUUUUGAGCCAUCCAAAUAAAAGUGUGAUCAGGCCAACAUGCUGCUUUCAA
Messenger RNA from Camelina sativa (false flax), 1554 nucleotides. Its product is annotated as short-chain dehydrogenase TIC 32, chloroplastic. The record is from RefSeq and is a predicted model, not a curated record. Lineage: Eukaryota; Viridiplantae; Streptophyta; Magnoliopsida; Brassicales; Brassicaceae.